AUGAAGAGAGACACCCUGCACUAUGCUCAACGCGGCGCCGAAGGCGCGUUCGAAGACGACGGCAGCGACAUUCAAGGCUUCGAUGCCGAACGCAUGCGCGAUAGUACCCUGCUCUCAGCCCAAGAGGAGAAGAAGCUGUUGCGAAGAAUCGAUUGGCGUAUCAUGCCGCUCUGCUCAGUCAUGUUCCUACUCAAGAAUCUGGACUCCGAUAACACCUCGAACGCCAGGAUUAUGAACAAAGGCACAGCACAAAACAUCAUGACGGAGCUGGCUAUGACGGCUGAUGAGUAUACACUGCUGACUGCUCUGUACUAUAUUCCUUACAUUAUCUUCGAAGCGCCCUCCAACUUACUCCUGAAGAGCAUGAAACCCUCAGUAUGGCACAAUCUCUCGGGAGUCUUUGGGGGCAUAUUUGCGUAUGCUUUCGAUACUGCUUCUGGUGAGGCUGGGUCGUCGGGGUGGCAGCUACUGUUCCUGUUCGAGGGUUUGGUGACGGUCGUGUUUGCGGCUGUGGUAUACUUUUGCUUGCCUGACUUUCCUGAUACUGCAGGAUGGCUCUCUGGAAAAGAGCGAGCAUUUGUGAAAGAUCGUUUGCCGCAGACCGCUCCAAGAGCUGAUGAGCUUAAAUUGUAG
Fulvia fulva is the source of this 633-nucleotide messenger RNA. RefSeq names its product MFS transporter prlL. The transcript has 4 exons. Gene Ontology annotation, cellular component: membrane. NCBI's taxonomy places the organism in Eukaryota, Fungi, Ascomycota, Dothideomycetes, Mycosphaerellales, Mycosphaerellaceae. Gene Ontology annotation, molecular function: transmembrane transporter activity. The record is from RefSeq and is a predicted model, not a curated record. Bases 1 to 633 code for a protein of 210 amino acids.